AUGAUACGCCCGACGAAUAGAGUCGGGCAACAGCCAGUUGUAUGGCUUUUGUUCAUAUUACGUUUACGUAAAUGUAUUAAACUACGAUAUUUAUUAAUAAUAUUUUUGUUCUUUAUUAUUGUUAUUUAUUUACGUCUUAACAAUCAUGUACCGUCUAAUCAACAAAUACCUAAUAAAUUUAAAUCUAUUAAUAAUGAUAGAAAAAUUUCUUAUUAUGAAGCAAAUGAUAAUUAUCAUCUUUCAGAUAAAUGUAAUUUUGAUGCAACAGAAACUUUACUUCGAUAUAAAUCCUUAAAAGAUUCAAAUAAUGAUACUGGUGAUAAUCGUCCAAAACCAACAGUUGAACGUUUACAUAAAAUUUUUUCAAUACUUAUUUCUCAUGAAGAAAAAUAUCGUAAAGUAUUUGAAUAUCUUGGUAUAUUUCAUUUUACUGAUUUAUACAAUACUCUACGUCCAUUUGCAAAUAAUACAAAACGUUUACAUGAAAUUUAUUGUCUUUUUCAACGUUAUAUAACUGUAUCAGAUAAUGGUCAUAUUGAUAUCACACCACAUUUUAUUUAUUAUUUAAAACAAGUAUCUAAUUAUCUAUCAGAUGGUUUUACCAGUGAACAUCCAAUAUGGAAUAACACAAUAAUAAAAAAUCUACAAAAACCGGUUAUUAUUCUUGCAGCUAAUACACGUUUUUAUGAUACAUUACAAGCAUCGAUGCGUACAGUUAAUCAAUAUUUCUAUAAUUAUAGUGUUGCUAUAUAUGAUCUUGGUUUUGAUCAAAAUCAAUUAAAUAUGAUUAAAAGAAAUUGUGAACGAUGCAUAAUCAUUCCAUUUCCAUUUACUGAAAUCGAAUCAGUCGCUCCUCAUAUUCGAAGUUUACCAAAUUUUGCUUGGAAACCUAUUGUAGUUCAAGAUGCAGUACAACGUUUUGGUACAAUAAUUUAUGGUGAUACAUCAGUUCGUUAUUUAACAUCAAAUUUUGAUCGUAUAAUAAUCGAUAAUUUAAUACGUGGAUUUUCAUGUCGUGAAUUACCUGGACAUUAUUUAUCAUGUUUUACUUUAUCCGGAACAUUUUCAUGGUUUAAUGAAACAUCUUUUACAUUCGAUGAUAUUUAUAUAGCUGAAGCAGGUUUUGUUGCUGUUACUGAUAAUUUUCUUUCACGUCUUGUACUUAAAACAUGGGUUACAUGUGCACUUGAUUCAAAUUGUAUAUCACCAUCAAGUUCUCGAACAGAAUGUAAACGUAUGAGUGGAAUAACAGGUACACAUCGUUUUGAUCAAUCAGCUAUGGUUGCUACAUUAUCAUUUUAUUUUUUUCAAAGUUCACGUCAAUAUGAUAAAACUGAUCCAGCACCUUAUGAUAUGUUUUCAUCUAUACAACAAAAAGUAGCUGAAGUUCGACGUUUUGAAGGUGAACAUAAUUAUUUUACACCAGGAAAAUAUCGUAAUGAUGAACAGAACAGUUCAACAACAACCACAACAACAAUAAAAAUACUAUAA
Molecule: messenger RNA, 1491 nt
Organism: Rotaria sordida
Lineage: Eukaryota; Metazoa; Rotifera; Eurotatoria; Philodinida; Philodinidae
Source: the annotation of a GenBank genome assembly